AUGCAAGAUACUUGUGGCUGCGCAGAUGUCAAUCACCGGGUUGACAUUUUUCAACCUGGAUAUACACAACCACUUCUCUGCGUUGGCUGGUUCACUGCACUUGCGUCGUUUAACAGCAGUCAACAGCGAAAGAAGAGCAUCUUCGUAACGCGAAGAACUGCUCAAUACUCGAAGCACUCGAUGUGUCCGACAAUGGGUUUAUGGAGGAUCACCGCGAUCUGGUUGGCGCACAACUCCUGGAGAAGCUUACUGUCCGUGAAUGCGGGCUGCGUAACGUAA
This is a messenger RNA of Leptomonas pyrrhocoris, 279 nucleotides long. RefSeq lists its product as hypothetical. Lineage: Eukaryota; Euglenozoa; Kinetoplastea; Trypanosomatida; Trypanosomatidae. The coding region runs from base 1 to 279 and encodes 92 amino acids. The transcript has a single exon. The record is from RefSeq and is a predicted model, not a curated record.